UGCUUUAAGAGAGCAUCUGGACUUCUGAUAAAAGCUGAUUCUUUUGAAUAAAGCUGCAGCGUCUUUAUUCUGCUCGUUUAAAGCGACCAUGGAGUCGUCUGUGUUGUCUGUACAGACCGCCACAUUUUUCCUCACCCUUUUUUCUCAGUGUGUGAGCGGGAAGGACUGCGUGUGUGAGCUGAACAUUUUGCAGGAACCUUUCCCAAUGGAGAACCUCGACUCCAUCCUCACUGAGGCUUCGCUGUGUAACAGGAGCAUCACAUUAACACAGCUAAUGGAGGUGGAUAUACUGAUGCUGGGUGUGCAGCGGCGGCUGGACCAGCUGGAGAAGAGCGUGUCUGUGUUGGAGAAUGAGGAUGACGGUGAUCUGUAUGGUGCUGUGACACUGCGAAUCAUCGAGCUGGAGCUUGCUGAGAUCCUGGAGCUCGCGGCUAAACUCAAGAAAACCUUCAGCUUACACAAGAAUCUCAGUGAGAGCAUGGCCACCAAGCUACAAAACAUGACCGACUGCAUGCAGGAGCUUGAGGCUUUUGAUCUUUUACAUGAAGUGAACAAACAGAGAGAGAAUCAGCGCAUCAAGAGAGAGUUGUCUGAGUGUCAGCAUGAGCUUCAAGCAACGUCUCUUCCUCCCACUCCUCGUCCACGACGCUGUCCACAAGGACAAUUGGUCAAUGUAACCAGUGCCAAAACUUAUUCCCUUACCCAGUAUGGAACUUCUUACGUUUACGGUGCCUGGGGAAAAGAUCCAAAACCUGCUCCAGGAAAGGAGGACAUGUACUGGCUGGUGGCUUUGACCAGCGCUAACGCUUAUGCUAAUUUUGUGCGGCAUUACAGCAGUUUGAGCACUUUAACAGCAGGUAUACGUCCUGUGGAUGCCACCAUUGCUUCCUCAAACCCCACCACAAACACCAUCAUCGGCCCUAACGUGGUGCAAUACGGAGAUGCACUAUACUACGGCUGCUAUAAUACACCCUCUGUGUGUCGCUUUAACAUCUCCACUCUCUCUGUCACCAAUACACCACUUCCACAAAAUUCUGGCUUCAAUAACAAAUUUCCAUUCGGCCACUUGGAGGUCAUAUACAAGUACACAGACUUGGAUUUUGCCACAGAUGAGUCUGGUGUCUGGGUCGUCUACACAGCACCUGACAACUUUGGCAACGUGAUCCUUAGUGAGAUAAUAGAAGGAAGUCCUCCAUCUCUAGGCCGAACAUGGCGAACAUCACUGCACAAGCGCACCGCCACCAACACCUUCAUGGUAUGCGGAGUGCUUUACGCCACACGCUUCCUGGACAAACAGAUGGAGGAAAUUUUCUACUCAUUCGAUACAGAGACAAGCGAGGAGCGCUACGAUCUGAGGAUCCACAUUAAGAAAAUGCAAACCAAUAUCCAGUCUCUAAAUUACAGCCCACGAGACAGGAUGCUCUACGCCUACAGUGAUGCAUACAUCAUCUCGUAUGAUGCUGUCUUUCAGUAAAAGGUUAUCUUAGCUCCUGUAAAGGUAUUUUGUUAAACAGCUGUGUAAUCAUGUUGUGAAAUCAAUCAAAGAACACAAGAAAAUCUGAAUCUGUAAAAUGUCAUUAUAAUGGAUUAAUGUUUAAUUUAAUUUGCAGUUCAACAUUUAGGUGUAAAUUUGAUAAAUUUAUCACAAUUAUAAACCAUUAUUUUUUGGGUGUUCUGUAAAUGUCUCUUGAUCAAUAAAACAUGACUUUAUGUUGAUAACAAUUCUGUGUACAAGACCCCAAACCUCCAAAAGAUCCAAAACUUCCAAAAAAUAUUUUUAUUCAACUGUGUAUUUUUUCUUCAUUAUUACUUGUGCA
Molecule: messenger RNA, 1817 nt
Organism: Clarias gariepinus (North African catfish)
Lineage: Eukaryota; Metazoa; Chordata; Actinopteri; Siluriformes; Clariidae
Product: olfactomedin-4-like
Exons: 5
Coding region: 89-1474 (461 amino acids)
Biological process (GO): signal transduction
Source: RefSeq, a predicted model, not a curated record